CCGACACACAUUCGUAAAUGUUUGUCAGCGAAAGUAAGAGCAAGGCAGCGCAUGCAUCGGCAGCCACACAUGCCUUCGAAAAGUGAACGGGCGAAAAAGAAAGCGAGAAAAAAGAAAAGGGACACAAUCUCACGGGCCACGUCAUGUCAAUCAAUAUGUGUGGGGCGUCCGUCCGAUCCAAGCUGCAGCCGAAUGAGGGCGAGAGAAAGACAGUACAUCUCACUGUGUUUAGACGAGAACGCGGGUGAUCGAUGGCUCUGUCCAUCUCUUACCUUCUUCACUUCUUUUUGUGCUUUUUCUGCGCCUUCUGCGGUCGGCUCGCCUCCAUGUCCAGGAUCGCAUCGAGCGAUUCCUUACUCGGCUCGCUCGACUUGGGGCACAGGUUGGCAAAGCUGAGCGUGCAAGGGUGCUCGUCGAUGUCGAAAUCGCAGACAAAGUCGGCAAGAGUCACGGAUUCUUCGCCUUCGUCGGCAAUAGAGCGGAUGGUGCCGGUGUAGUACUUGUCAAACAGAGACUCGCCCUGAUCACGGUUGCACCGCCGUACCUUGCACACCCCCUUUUUCUUCUGAGCUUGUUCUUCUGGGGUGAGGCAGAAUUUGAAUGAUGCGAUUUCUUUGUCGUCGCAGGCCCAGUUGCAAGAUGGCGCACAUUUGGCACUGACGGGCAGGGAGCAUUGCACGUCUCGCUUGUCGGCAGGGUCAAGUUUGGGCUUGAAGAGGCAGUGGGGGCUCUCGCUGUGAGGUUCGAUGGGAGACAGACAGAACAGAUACGUGACCAAUGGAUACAUUCAAUGGAUCGUACACAAAAGCGUCCUCAUCACAUGUCGGUAAGACAUCACACCUGUGGGGUUCGAAGAUCUUGCCGGGGAAGAGCUCCAGCUUCUCCCUGCAACGCAUCCAUUCACACAAAGAAUACCCAGGCAUGCACGAUGUCUCUUUCACAUGUCUCUCUCAUAUGUGUGUGAGUACGAGUUGCAGAGAGCGGCGACGCAUUCGAGAGGCUCCGGGAGACCAAUGUCAAUGUCCGUCGGCUCGUCGGCGUACACGCAAUGCUCAUGCGCAGCUAUCUCGGCGGCCGCAUCGCACCCAGGCAGCUGCAUACACAAAACAGACACAUGCAAGCAAGAAGGCAUAUAGAAGGCAUAUCAAGAAAACAGGCGACGGCUCAUUAAUGACACAACCUGGCAUUCGGGGUUGAACUUUGCCAGAAUGGGGUUGACAUCUGGCUCCGCUAGCUGCGGUGCGUCAUGACACUUGCUGUCAUCAUGAUGAUGGAGCUGCUCGGCGGCAGCACCCUUCACGAUGAGCACCAGGACGGAAAAUGCCACAUACAGCAUUGUCAUGUGCCGGCAGCCUUGUUUGCAA
This is a messenger RNA of Vitrella brassicaformis, 1364 nucleotides long. NCBI's taxonomy places the organism in Eukaryota, Vitrellaceae. The record is from the annotation of a GenBank genome assembly.